Molecule: messenger RNA, 1257 nt
Organism: Kalmanozyma brasiliensis GHG001
Lineage: Eukaryota; Fungi; Basidiomycota; Ustilaginomycetes; Ustilaginales
Product: Nucleosome assembly protein (NAP)
Exons: 1
Coding region: 1-1257 (418 amino acids)
Biological process (GO): nucleosome assembly
Cellular component (GO): chromatin; nucleus
Molecular function (GO): histone binding; chromatin binding
Source: RefSeq, a predicted model, not a curated record
AUGUCGGGCGCUCAGGAGAUUGGCAGGAGCAAGAACUCCGACGCCAUCGCGCCUACUCCUCAGAACACCCCUCUCAGCAACCAGCCCCUCACCCGCGAGGCUCUUUCCCGACCCACCGUCGGCACCAUCGGUGAGGAGGAUGAGAACGCCGUCGAUGUCGCCGCUGCUCUUCAGGGCAACCCCGCUCUUGCCGCCAUGGUCCAGGACAAGCUCUCCAGCCUCGUCGGUCGCUCGUCUGGCUACGUCGAGUCGCUUCCCAAUCACGUCCGUCGUCGCGUAGAGGGCCUCAAGGGUGUCCAGGUGGAGCACCACAAGAUCGAGGCCGACUUCCAGAAGGAGAUCCUCGAGCUCGAGAAGAAGUACGCCCAGCGAUACAAGCCCCUCUACGAGCGACGUGCCGCCAUCAUCCAGGGCAAGCAGGAGCCCACCUCGGAAGAGGUCAAGGCCGGUGAGGCUGUCGACGCCGACGAGGACGACGAGGACGAGCAGCCCGAGUCGCUCGCCGAUGCCAAGGCCCCCGCCGACGGUGCUAGCGGUAUCCCCGAGUUCUGGCUUACCGCACUCAAGAACCACAUUGCCCUCUCCGAGCUCAUCACCGAGCGUGACGAGGAGGCCCUUCGCGCCCUUGUCGACGUUCGCAUGAGCUACCUCGUCGACCAGGCCGGCUUCAAGCUCGAGUUCGAGUUUGACAGCGCCAAGAACGAAUUCUUCUCCAAUCAGAUCCUCACCAAGUCGUACUACUACCAGGACGAGGUUGGAUUCUCGGGCGACCUCGUCUACGACCACGCUGAGGGCUGCAAGAUUGACUGGAAGGAGGACAAGGACCUCACCCACAAGAUCGAGACCAAGAAGCAGCGCAACAAGAACACCAACCAGACGCGAACCGUUAAGCGCUCGGUGCCCGUCGAGUCGUUCUUCAACUUUUUCAACCCACCCAAGCCGCCCAAGAACGGCGAGCUGGAGGACGACGAUGCCGACCUCGACGAGCUGGACGAGCGACUGGAGCUCGACUACCAGAUCGGCGAGGACCUCAAGGACCGCAUCAUCCCGCACGCCGUCGACUUUUUCACCGGCAAGGCGCUCCAGUACGAGGACCUCGACGAUCUCGACGACGCCGACUUUGACGAUGAGGAUGACGAGGACGAGGACGAGGAUGAUGACGACGAGGACCAGCCACGCCGUCAGUCGCAGCUCGGCGCAUCUGCCGGCUCCCAGAUGGCCGGCUCGCAAGACCCCCAGGAGUGCAAGCAACAGUAA